AUGCACUCAAUGCCCUGCGAGAACUCGGGGUUCAGCCCGAUAAUAAACGGUCCCUGGCUUGUGCUGCCUCUUGGCCUUCGCAACCCCACAUUCAAAGACGCCGACUCGGGGUUCGACUAGGGCGUCAUUGACCGGCUAGAAAGCGCCAAUCACAUCAGCUGUCGUAUCAUCCGCCCUCCGGGUCUUCCCAUCACCGACCUUAUCCGUGGUGUCGACAAGACACACUCUCCUCAUCGGUGACUUUGCGGAUUACCACUUGGUAGCCAAUUGCCCGCCAUGUCGGCUUUCGGCUCGGUCCCAUCGCUGCGGACCACCGCUACAAUGCGGUUGUGCGCCUCGUCCUCUUCCCUUGCCCUCCGCGCUGCCUUUCCCUCCGUGACGACGAUAUCGAGUCGAUUGCAAAGUCAAGCGGCACGGCGACAAUGGACUGGCGGCGUCGGCUCGAGGCGGUCGGUUGGGUCCAUCUCAACCAGCAAUGAUUCACAGCAGAAAUUGCUUGCCGCCGGGUUGCAGCAAGCUGACCCGGUCAUGUACGAGGUUGUCGAGAAGGAGAAACUCAGGCAAAAGCAGUUCAUCAACCUGAUUCCGUCCGAGAACUUCACUUCGCAGGCGGUGCUGGAUGCUUUAGGGAGUCCGAUGCAGAACAAGUACUCAGAGGGGUACCCCGGCGCGAGGUACUACGGAGGCAACGAGUUCAUUGACGCGUCAGAGAGACUAUGCCAGCAACGGGCACUUGAGACUUUUGGUUUGGAUGCAAAGGAAUGGGGUGUCAAUGUUCAAGCCCUCUCCGGUGCUCCCGCGAAUCUCUACGUCUAUUCGGCUCUAUUGGAAACACACGACCGCCUGAUGGGCCUUGACCUCCCUCACGGUGGACACCUGUCCCACGGGUACCAAACGCCAACCAAGAAGAUCUCGUUCAUUUCGAAGUACUUUGAGACGCUCCCGUACCGCCUCGACGAGUCCACGGGCUACAUUGACUACGACAAGCUCGAGGAGACGGCGGUUCUCUACCGGCCCAAGAUCAUUGUUGCCGGCGCCUCGGCGUACAGCCGGCUGAUUGACUAUGCACGCAUGCGGGACAUCUGCGACAAGGUCAAUGCCUACCUUCUCGCCGACAUGGCCCACAUUUCCGGCUUGGUGGCCGCCAAGGUCUUGCCCGGCCCGUUUGCCUACGCUGACAUUGUCACCACCACAAGCCACAAGUCCCUCCGCGGGCCGCGCGGCGCCCUCAUCUUCUUCCGCCGCGGCGUCCGCCGCAGGAAUCCCAAGACGGGCGCGGAAGAGAUGUACAACCUCGAAAACGCCAUCAACGCGUCGGUGUUCCCUGGUCAUCAGGGCGGCCCGCACAAUCACACCAUCGCGGCGCUCGCCGUCGCCCUGAAGCAGGCCCAAAGCCCAGAGUUCCGCGCUUACCAAUCGCAGGUCCUCUCCAACGCCCAAGCCCUCGCCCGUCGGCUGGGCGAACCCAAGGAAAAAGGAGGCCUGGGCUACCGCAUUGUCAGCGGCGGCACCGACAACCAUCUCGUCCUCGUCGACCUGAAGCCGCAGGGUGUCGACGGUGCCCGGGUCGAGCGCGUGCUGGAACUCGUCGGCGUCGCGGCCAACAAGAACACGGUUCCCGGCGACAAGUCGGCGCUCACCCCAGGCGGACUCCGCAUGGGCACGCCCGCCAUGACGACCCGCGGCUUCAACGAGAACGACUUUGAGCGCGUGGCGGACAUUGUCGACCGCGCCGUUACCAUCGCCGCGCGGGUUGACAAGGCGGCACGCAAGGCGGCUGAGGAGAAGGGCGAGGCCAAGACGGCCGGUCGGCUCAAGACUUUUAUGGAUUACCUGGGUACCGGCGAGACGGAUACCGAGAUUGUGCAGCUGAGGAGCGAGGUUGCCGAUUGGGUGAGCACGUAUCCCCUCCCGUGGGAUUCAAAGGAGUAGUAAUUAGUAGGUUGGUGGGUCUGAGGAAUACAUGACAUCUAGCGUCUGCGGUGGGAGAUGGAAGUGAUGAUGCGCAAGGGAAAUGGCAAAACGGAUGUGGACACGAUACGAUGCAUGUAAUUGUUCAUGUGACUUUGAUUUCAUCAUUAUCACGAGGCGUUAUGCCGGGCGAGCGGGUUUAACAGUCACUUGCCCUGAUUGAAUGCUGCAUUCAACUCGAGGACCCGGGGUUUGGAUAAUCUCAACUUGAACCUACUGAAGACGAGCAACAUCCGAAGGUCUCGGACGACCUAUCGGAAUUUGUGUCCAUGCGCGAUGGGAUGGUAUGGGACUUUGCUUGGUAUCCAAUUUCUGCUUGCUAA
This is a messenger RNA of Thermothelomyces thermophilus ATCC 42464, 2294 nucleotides long. RefSeq lists its product as uncharacterized. Lineage: Eukaryota; Fungi; Ascomycota; Sordariomycetes; Sordariales; Chaetomiaceae. Gene Ontology annotation, molecular function: pyridoxal phosphate binding; zinc ion binding; glycine hydroxymethyltransferase activity. Gene Ontology annotation, biological process: folic acid metabolic process; tetrahydrofolate interconversion; L-serine catabolic process. Gene Ontology annotation, cellular component: cytoplasm. The transcript is spliced from 6 exons. The coding region runs from base 322 to 1932 and encodes 536 amino acids. The record is from RefSeq and is a predicted model, not a curated record.